AUGAGUUACAAUCCUUACGCAACGGACACAGGAAACCCCUAUGCAACUGACGACGGCAAUGCAUACACCGCGGAACCAACCAAUCCUUAUGGCGCCCCAGCAGACGCCGACAACAACCACUACGCAUCCAAUAACCCGUAUGCCAACGAUGAAGCAUAUGAAAUGAAUGAUGUCUCCCAACCAGGGGGAGCAAAAGGCGAUGAUUUUUUCACUAAAAUUCAAGUUUUGAAAGAUGACCUCAACGAUUACAACGGCCUUAUCAACCAACUCGAACGUUUGCAGGUAAGUGCCUUGAACGCCGUUAGUGCAGAAGAGUUAGAUGCAAUCAAAGCCCAAAUUGAUAGUGCCACUUCCAACCUCAGGUCCACACAGUCACUUGAAAUCAAGCCAAAACUUGAAGAUCUUUUCACAUCAUGCGGCGGUGACAAAGAUAAAGAACAACAGACUGAAAACAUCCGUAACCAAUUCCGUAAUGCCAUUCAAAGAUUUGCCAAAGUAGACGACGGCUACCGUCAGUCUAACCAGAACAAGGCCAUUGAGCAAUAUCAAAUUGUGAAUCCAGACGCUACAUACAAUGAAGCACGGCAGUUCGUUGACCAGAUUGGGGACCAACAAGUGUUCGAUGAAGCUAUAGCAAUGGCCAACCGUAAGGGAGAAGCUAUUGCUGUUCUCGACGAAGUGAAGGCAAGACAUCAAGAAGUGUUACGUGCUGUUCAACUUACUGCUGAAUUGAACGAACUCUUGAAUGAUUUACAAGAAUUGGUGUUUCAACAAGAGGAAGUCAUUGAUUCUGCCAAUCAGCAUAUCAAUGUUGCCCAAGGCCAACUUGAGCGUGGUGAUGCUAAUGUCAUAAAGGCAAGAGACCAUGCCAAGAAGGGAAGAAAAUGGAGAUGGAUUCUUUUCUGGGUCUGUGUUAUUUUGAUUUGUGUGAUUGUUGCUGCCGUUGUUGGUGGUGUUGUUGGUUCGAGAAACCAUUGA
Molecule: messenger RNA, 978 nt
Organism: Pichia membranifaciens NRRL Y-2026
Lineage: Eukaryota; Fungi; Ascomycota; Pichiomycetes; Pichiales; Pichiaceae
Exons: 2
Coding region: 1-978 (325 amino acids)
Biological process (GO): intracellular protein transport; exocytosis; vesicle fusion
Cellular component (GO): endomembrane system; SNARE complex; plasma membrane
Molecular function (GO): SNARE binding; SNAP receptor activity
Source: RefSeq, a predicted model, not a curated record